CAAAAUAAAACCCUAAAAACCGAAAGAAAUGUCGGAAGAGGGGGCUCAUUUUCUGGUUUCCGACGAAAACAAAAAAAAAAAAGCUUCAAGAUCCUUCUCGCCUCUCCAUUGACGGAACCAGAGGGAGUCUUCAUCUUUUUCGAGGUUUUCAGCAAUCGCACACCUUUCUCAGGAGCUCCAUUACAUCAUCGUCUCUCUUUCCGAUCACCCUCUUCGGUCUGUUCACGUCAUCUCCAUCGGCACCUAACACUCGCCAUUUCCAGCAGACGUGAAUAUCAGUAGCCACGUCAUCUCCUCUUUCGGCUUCUCCCCUGCCUGUCACAGAUUCCUACUUACCAACCACCGGGGUGAUUCCUCCACUGCAGGGAUUGUUGGCACACUUCUCCGACUGUUUCUCACUCUCGUUCUUCUACUUCUAGAGACCCUUUGCAUGUGUGCGGCAUCUGUACACCCUGGGUUCUGGGGCAUUGCACCAAGUUUAUUGAAUCAGAAUUGAUUUCCUCUCCUCUACAAUGGAUGGUGAAUUGUCUGUGGAUUUCAAUGCAUUAGAGGAUCUUAUUCAGCCAUUGUUGAUUGCUGCAAAUUCAUCUACUCUGGAAGAAGCCCUAGAAUCACUUAUUGAAGUUUCCAGAACUUCUGUUGGCUGUGCAGACCUCCCUUCUAGAAAGAUAAUCCCUACAGUUCUUAAACUUGCUGAAUCUUCUCAUAAUCCUUCAGGCCAUCACCAUCUCUCACUCUGUCUAAAGCUCCUCCGGAACCUGUGUGCGGGAGAAAUUUCCAAUCAGGAUGCAUUUAUCAAAUAUAAUGGAGUUAGGAUUCUUUCCACUGUUUUGAGGUCUCUGGCAUCUGUUUCUGAUCCAGAUUAUGGGGUUAUUCGUGCUGGUUUGCAAGUUCUAGCAAACGUUUCACUGGCCGGAGAAGAACACCAGCUGGUGAUAUGGAAUAAGUUCUUCCCAGAUGAAUUUGUUGUUCUAGCAAGAGUGCAGAGUAGGAAGACUGUUGAUCCUCUGUGCAUGGUUAUUUAUGCUUGCUGUGAUGAAAAUCCUGAACUUGUUGCUAAGCUCUGCAGUGUCCCUGGUUUGCUCAUCUUGGUAGAAAUUGUGCAUACUAUUUUCACAGUUGGUUUUCAAGAAGAUUGGUUCAAGUUACUGCUUUCAAGAAUUUGCGUGGAAAAUAUUCUCUUCCCAGUGCUGUUCUUCACAUUAGGCAAAGUUGGGGCAUCUCAGGAUAAUGGAGAAGCUGGUUCAAGUUUUGAUCCCUUCUCACCUGAACAAGCUUCUCUUCUGAGAGUGACAUCUGAGAUUGUAAAUGAGCGAAUUGAAGAGAUUAUAGUUCCUAACAACUUGGCAUUGUGUGUUUUUGAGAUAUUUAAGAAAUCAGCUGGGGUUGUUGAUUUUUCCACUAGGGAAAAGUCUGGUCUUCCAACAGGCUCUACAGCCACUAAUGUUCUUGGUUAUUCACUCACCAUUUUGAGAGAUAUCUGUGCUCAAGAUGGUUCAAGAGACAGGAGGGAGGAUUCAAUGGAUGCUGUUAGUAUGCUGCUAUCCUCUGGACUAAUAGAACUUAUGUUAAGUUUGCUACAAGACCUUGAGCCUCCACCAAUUAUAAGAAAAGCCAUGAAACAGGUGGAGAACCAAGAUGGAACAAGUUUGUCUUUACUGAAGCUCUGUCCUUAUAGAGGAUUUCGGAGAGACUUGGUUGCAGUAAUUGGCAAUUGUGCAUACAGAAGGAAGCAUGUACAAGAUAAAAUAAGACAGGAAAAUGGCGUUCUACUGCUGGUGCAACAAUGUGUUACGGAUGAAGACAACCCAUUUUUGAGGGAGUGGGGCAUUUGGUCUGUGAGAAACUUGUUGGAAGGGAAUGCAGAAAAUCAACAAAUGGUGGCUGAUUUUGAGCUUCAAGGAUCCAUUGAUGUGCCUGAACUAGCAAGACUGGGUUUAAGAGUUGAGGUUGAUCAAGAAACUCGACGUGCAAAGCUUGUUAAUGUUCCUGGAAAAUGACCAACUGUUGAAGAAUAAUUUGACUUCUGCUUGAAGUAUUUUGCUGGCUCAGGCGUAAAUCAUAUUAGAGUUUCCCAUUUCCUUCAAGAUUUGUAAUAUAAAUCAUUGAGUAAAGCAAUCUUUUUGGAAUUUUUAAGUAUUUAAUUAUUUCUUUAGUUUAUUGAAUACAGUCUGGAAAUUCUU
Rubroshorea leprosula is the source of this 2183-nucleotide messenger RNA. Lineage: Eukaryota; Viridiplantae; Streptophyta; Magnoliopsida; Malvales; Dipterocarpaceae. The record is from the annotation of a GenBank genome assembly.